This is a messenger RNA of Cotesia glomerata, 829 nucleotides long. RefSeq names its product baculoviral IAP repeat-containing protein 5 (gene Det). The transcript is spliced from 3 exons. Lineage: Eukaryota; Metazoa; Arthropoda; Insecta; Hymenoptera; Braconidae. The record is from RefSeq and is a predicted model, not a curated record. Bases 99 to 548 code for a protein of 149 amino acids.
AACGGCUUGUGAAAUUUAUUAUAGUAUCAACUGCUCUGAAAAAAGCUAAACCAAUAUCAAUUUAUACAAGAAAUACUUUUGAUCUAAUAAUUAAAAAAAUGGACCAGUUCGCACCGACAGAUUCGAUCUUCUGGAAGCGAAACCGACUGCAAACUUAUAAAUACUGGCCAUUCAAAUCCGAUGCACCCUGCAAUCCUGAGAGUAUGGCAGCAGCUGGAUUUUUUGCAACUGGAGGCAAAGCUGAGCCGGACUCUGUCGAGUGUUUUAUGUGUAACAAACCUAUGGACGGCUGGGAGGAGACUGACAAUCCAUGGGAAGAGCACAUACGACAUCAGAAAGACUGCAAGUAUAUAUUGCUGAACAAACCCGAUGAGUCGACCUGGACCGUUGAAGAGCUUUACGAUCUUACCAAGGAGUACUGUGUCAAAGAAGUUGAACGUACGAUGAAGAAGUACAAAAGCAGUAUGAAUAUUGAAUCUGAAGAUCUUCGAAGUCAUAUUCCGUCUGUAGUAAAAAAUAAUUUUAAAAAUAAGAAAAAUCAUAGUUAAAUAAUUGCGACGUAUUUUUAAUUGCAUAAUUUAUAUUUAUAAACCUUAGAAUAAAAAUUUCGUAUUUUUAUGUUGAACCAGUAGCUUAAUAUCGUUUUAUUUAACAAAAAUAAAAUGAUAAGAAUAGAAUGUUACGAUAUCGCUAAUCCUUUGAUGCAAAAAGAAAGUUUUUUGCUCCAUUCAUUCACAUUGACCCUAAUCUGAUUAUAUCUCAUUGUUAUCAAUUUUAAUGAGUCAAAAAAAAAUCCCCGAUAUCAUUCACAAUAGCAAUCUUCAUUCAA